GUUCUGGCUUUGUGCCAUUUACUAUUAGGCUUCAGAUUUAACCACAUCUUUUGCUUAGACGUCUAGAGCUAAGCUAGAAGUUUUGGCUGAGAUACAAGGAGUGAUGAAAAACACAUGAGCAGUAACAAGUUUCUUAACAUCAUUCUUCAGUACUCAGAUAGACUAAUCCACAGAAGCAGUUUAUUCAAGUAGCACCCAGACUGCCAGGAGCAACAGGAACUUUAAAGUAAUUUUUAGAAACCAUUUUACUAUUUACUGCUCAUUUUAUACAGACUUGAACCUGAGUUCGGUAUAGCAAAGAACUGGAAUACUUUUUCUCAGGUGGAAUAUUCUUUUAAAAGGACUUGACAGUCUUGAAAGAAACGGAAGGAGUUUCUCUGUUUGCAGGAGAGCUGUGUAGCCAGCAGGGGGCUUCACUAAUAGAAAAGCCCAUUAUUUUGCACAAUUUCUUCCUCUUCCUGAAGCUCCCAAUGCCAACUUCCAUAGAUUUUUGGAAGGUCUGCCAACCUUCUGGAGCAGACAGAGGGCACAUGUGGAAGUGAAUCACAUGGGAGUGCUCUCCAGGAUGAAAAUCUCUAUCGGUUGGAUUCAACCCUUUGCAGACUCUGAACCCUGAAGACAUGAAAGAAUGUGUGCUUUUCCUUCUGUUGGCUUUAUGUUCUGCAAAGCCUUUCAUAAGUCCUUCAUACUUCAAUUUUAAGAAUGUAAUGCUAAUGGAUAUGGAAGACCUUGAUGAUGACGACGAUGAUGAUGACGAUGACAAGGAUGAUGACAAGGAUGAUGAUAAUUCUCUUUUUCCAACUGGACCUUCCAUAAUACCUUUCGACUUAUUUCCAGUGUGUCCUUUUGGAUGUCAGUGCUACUCCAGAGUUGUCCACUGCUCUGAUUUGGGUCUGACUUCAAUACCAAAGAAUAUUCCAUAUGACACUCGCAUGAUAGACCUUCAAAACAACAAAAUAAAAGAAGUCAAAGAAAAUGAUCUCAAAGGACUCACAUCAUUAUAUGCACUUGCAUUGAACAACAACAAGAUAACCAAGAUCCACCCCAAAGCCUUUCAAUCAACAAAGAAGUUGCGGCGCCUCUACUUAUCUCAUAAUCAUUUAACUGAAAUUCCAGCCAAUCUGCCAAAAAGCUUAGCUGAGAUAAGAAUUCAUGAUAAUAAGGUUAAAAAAAUACACAAGGAAGCAUUUAAAGGAAUGAAGUCUUUACAUGUUUUGGAGAUGAGUGCAAAUCCUCUUGAUAAUGAAGGAAUAGAACCUGGAGCUUUUGAAGGUGUGACAGCAUAUCACAUAAGAAUUGCUGAAGCUAAAUUAACAUCUAUUCCUAAAGGGCUGCCAUCUAGCCUACUGGAACUCCACUUAGAUGACAACAAAAUUUCUGCAGUUGAGCUUGAAGAUUUUAUUCGCUAUAAAAACCUUCAAAGAUUGGGACUGGGAAACAACAAAAUUAAAGAAGUUGAAAAUGGAAGCUUUUCUAAUAUACCAAACAUACGAGAAAUACAUCUAGAAAAGAACAAACUGAAGAAAGUGCCUUCUGAUCUUCCAAACCUGAAGUAUCUGCAGGUAGCCUUCCUUCAUUCAAACAGUAUUUCCAAAGUGGGAGUGAAUGAUUUCUGUCCAACAGGAGGAAGACUGAAGAAGACAUUAUACAGCGGCAUUAGCUUAUUCAACAAUCCUGUAAAAUAUUGGGAUAUCCUACCAGGAACUUUUCGCUGUAUAUUAAACAGAAACAGUGUGCAGAUUGGAAACUAUGGAAAAUAAGAUUCCAUAUCCAGAAUAUAAUUGAAACAGAAAAGUUAAACCCAGCUUUAGAAUACUUGAAAUCUGAAGAGGGACAAUUUUAUAUCAUCCAAUAACUUUAGAAAAUACCUACAAUUAUUUCAAAACCUUUAAACAAAGCUCUUCUGAUUUAUUCUUUUAAAUGUACAAAUCAUGUUAUUAAGCAAACGUUUUAAAAUAGAAGCCUUCCAAAACACAAAACUAGAAACUAUCAUUAAUCGUUUCCUAUUGUUGUUGCCCAAGCUAUCUGUGUUGACUGGCUUUUAAAAAAUCAAAAUGCAUAUUAUUCUGAUUCAACUUUUAUGUGCAAAUGCUUCCUGUAUAAAUAUUUAUCAGAUUUCAAGGAAGCAAUUGUAAACAUUUAAGUUAACAAAAGUAAAUUAAACUGGCUAAGAAGACAUUUUAAA
This is a messenger RNA of Anolis sagrei ordinatus, 2185 nucleotides long. The record is from RefSeq and is a predicted model, not a curated record. NCBI's taxonomy places the organism in Eukaryota, Metazoa, Chordata, Lepidosauria, Squamata, Anolidae.